Paramisgurnus dabryanus is the source of this 2688-nucleotide messenger RNA. The record is from RefSeq and is a predicted model, not a curated record. Lineage: Eukaryota; Metazoa; Chordata; Actinopteri; Cypriniformes; Cobitidae.
AGCACGUGAUACUAUAAGUGUUUGAUCUGUCGGUCUUUAUUAAACUGCCGCGGUGCUUUUGUAGUGUUUACAUAAAGAACCCGUAUAUUGUGUUAAUAAUUGAAUGAUUUCUGUCUACGAUGUUUAACAAGAAAUCAUUACUUAAACACCUUGUUACUGUUAAAUCGUCUGCCUCGUCCAAAUAGAUCAUAAUAUUUGAUUUACCUGAAUGUCUUGUAAACAUGCCUGGACAGUUUGUUUGAUGAUGUUUAUAAAUCACUGAGUUUUGCUUACCUGAAGAGUCUGCUUUGAAAAUGUUGUGGAGAUCAUCUGCAUUCUUUAGACGCAGCAUUACAACUUCAUUCACCCGACUUGGCAAAAAUGAAAGCCUAUUUACAACCCAUCCUGCUGUGCAAGAGGCCCUAGCUGAUCACAGGCCAGUUGUGGCACUUGAAAGCACUAUUAUUACACAUGGAAUGCCUUACCCUCACAAUCUCAGCUAGAGAAGUGGAGGCUAUCGUAAGGGCUGAGGGUGCCAUCCCAGCUACCAUUGGAAUUCUGGAGGGAAGGAUUCAUGUGGGCCUUUCCUCGGAUGAGCUGGACUUUCUGGCACAGAGUAAAACGGCACUCAAAGUGUCCAGAAGGGACCUGCCUUACGUCAUCAGCAAGGGUCUGUCCGGUGGUACCACUGUAUCCGGAACGAUGAUUGCGGCUCACAUGGCCGGGAUUCGUGUUUUUGUAACAGGAGGCGUUGGUGGAGUUCAUAGAGAUGGAGAGAACUCACUGGAUGUGAGUGCCGACCUCACCGAACUGGGUCGAACUCCAAUUGCUGUCGUAUCCGCCGGAGUGAAAUCCAUCCUAGAUAUUGGCCGCACUCUUGAGUUCUUGGAAACUCAAGGUGUGUGCGUGGCCACGUACGGAGAUUCAAAAAGCUUCCCGGCGUUCUUCUCCCAGCAAAGUGGAUUUAGUUCUCCUUACUGUGUCUCUAGUGCUGAAGAGGCAGCGGAGCUUAUUGCAAGCACAAUGUCGUUGGGCUUACACAGUGGCAUUUUGUUGGCUGUUCCCAUCCCUGAAGAACAUGCAGCAACAGGACAGCAGAUCGAAGAUGCCAUACAAACAGCUGUGUCUGAGGCCAGUUCAAAGGGGGUCACAGGAAGAGAUGUCACACCUUAUGUUCUUCAGCGUGUCAAUGUACUGACAAAGGGAAAGUCUUUGCAAGCUAAUAUAGCACUCAUCCAUAACAAUGCCAAAGUUGGCAGUAAAAUUGCAUGUGCCCUCUCUAAACACAAAGUCAAAGCCAGCUUCAAAGAAGACUUUAAGACACAGUCGACAAAGGGCCAGAAAACCAUUGUUAUAGGUGGAAUUAAUGUUGAUUUAAUUGCUAAAGGGACAACAAAGAAACUGCUGUUUGGCCAGACAAAUCCAGGAAGUGUGUGCCAGUCAUUUGGUGGAGUGGGCAGAAAUAUUGCUGACUGUUUGAGUCGUUUAGGACACAAACCUCUCUUCAUCUCUGCAGUUGGGAAGGACUCUCAUAGUGAUGCUGUGUUAAACUAUUGUAAGCACAUGGAUACGAGUGCAAUAGCAAAAUUAGACGAUCAGAAAACUGCAACCUAUUGUGCCGUCAUAAGUCAGUCUGGCGAGCUAAGCCUAGGAUUGGGCGACAUGGACAUCCAUCAGCGCAUACAAGAGCAGUAUGUUUCUCAGUAUGAGGAUCAGAUUGCAUCUGCAUCACUUGUAGUUCUUGAUGGGAACAUUCCUGUUUCCACCAUCGAUUACGUGUGUGGUAUCGCCAGGAAAUUCUCCAUCCCUGUGUGGUUCGAACCCACGGAUGCUGAUAAGGCAUGCAAACCCUUCCUGUCUGAGAGCUGGAAAUCGCUUUCAUACACUUCACCCAACCUGGCUGAGCUCUGCACUAUGAAUCAGACACUAGGUUUACCCAUUCCCAGAGAGUUGCCCAAGUCUCUCGAGGAUGUCUUGAGCUGUGUACCUGCUCUCUCUCGCCCUCUGCUGGACCAUCUGCACUGUGUGGUGGUUACUCUGGGGUCGCUGGGUGUGGUGGUAUGUGGAGAGCACGAGGCAGGGACCGUCAAUUUGCAACCAAGAAGGCAUAAGCUGAAAGGACAGUUGUGUGCUUUCUAUUAUCCUGCACUGGCAGUAAGUUCAGAAGAAACAGUAAAUGUGUCUGGAGCGGGUGACAGUUUUGCCGGAGCAAUGAUGGUCGGGAUCCUCCAAGGAAGAAACACAGACAGCUGUGUGCGAAUGGGGCUCCUUGCUGCCCGCACGUCCUUGUUGAGUCCUCACCCAAUAGAUCCAGCUUUAACAGUCGAUGCAAUCCAGCCAGAAGAGUCACCGGAUCAACUGUGGCCCAAACCUACAUGCAUGUGGAUUUAGGAUUGAGUUUUAUCUACUUUGCAUCUAAAGUAUACAGAUGUAAUCAAACGCGUGCAUUACAUUUAAGAGUAUUUUUGAUUGUGUAUGCAGGUCUUGUAUAUGUUUUAAUUACUUGAAGUUGUAUAUUGACUUCAUGUUCAAGCAAUCGGUCUAAACUUUACAAAUUCUUAAGCAAGACUAUUAAAAACUCUAAAUGCUACCUCAUGCAUAUAAGACAUUUCUGUUUUAAUAAAUUCAGUUUUCAUUUUGUAGUUUGCUUAGCAUUUUUCAGAUUUCCCCAUAAAAUAUUUCCUUAUUUAGUGAAAAUAUUUUAAUAAU